ACUGAUUUUAAGUACCUGCCUGACACUCCGUGAGGCCAGUUGAUGAGGCCAGGAGCGUGCUUGGCCCGUCGGGCCACCUGCCAUUUUCGAAUAAGACGGCAGCAUGACGCUUCUCGGCGACUUCACUUCGGCCGGCCUCAUGGAGAAGCAGUCGUUCAAGAUGGCAGCCAAGACAGGCGAGGCCCGGCGACACUCGGUCACGACAGGCCCCGAGUACAUUUACCGCCCCAAGAUGAUCUCGUCGCCUGAUUCGGUUGGCGUCCUUCUCGGCGGCCUCGCGUACGGUGUCGACACGUGCGGGGACAUGGCCUACGUCGCAUGCAUCAACUACGUCGCGAUGAUGCACCUCGCAACUCGCAAAGUGCUCACGAAGGUGAGCGUACCCGGCACCGCACUGUCGCUCACGGCAUCGCCCAGCGGCAAGGCGGUGUACGUCGCGUGUCAAGAAGGUGGUCUCGUCGUACUGAGGCGCGAAGCCGACGACAGCCUCGCGAUUGCCGAGACACAUAACGUACCUGCACUUGGCGUCGCCAUGUGUGCGGCCAAGCCCGUCGCCGUCGUCGCUUGCGACAGCCUCGGCCUCUGCCUGUUCGACACGCGCACGCACAGUUGGAGCUCGAUGAUCGCGCUGCAUCACGCGCUUGGCCAGUACAAGGCCCGAUCCGUGGCGAUCAAGGACGACCAGUAUGCGAUUGUAGCAUGCGAUGCGGGUUUCCUCGCUGUCGUCGAUAUUGUCGACCCCAAGCACCCGCGCUUGGUGUCCAUCGACCGCGUCUUCACGGGCGAAGCGCGGUCCAUCUCGCUGGACGACGACAACACGACGGCGUACGUGGCGUGCGGCAACAAGGGCAUCUAUAUUGUCAACAUUGUUGAUGUCGAGGCCGUCAAGUCGCUUGGCCAUGUCAAGUCCGCGUACGGUGCCGUCUUCGACGUCAAGGUGUUUGGCAGUCUCCUCCUCUGCGCGUGCCAGAUUGGCGGUCUCGCCGUCUUCACUGUCACCAACGAGAAGCCGUACUUGCGCCUUGUCGGCCAGAACAACCGAUUCGAAGGCAUCUGUCACGGUGUUGCCGGCUUCAACGUCCGAUCAUCUUACGGUAGCCACUCGCGCGAGGCUCUCGUCACAUGCCAGUCUGGUGGCAUCCAGGUGAUCAAGCUCGAUCGCAUGGAGGCGUGGCCCCAGCCCCUCAAGCCCGCCCUGGGCGAAGCUUGUAGCAUUAUGUAAUUCCCAACCUAUUUAAGAACUUCGCUCUAUUCUACUCA
Molecule: messenger RNA, 1260 nt
Organism: Saprolegnia parasitica CBS 223.65
Lineage: Eukaryota; Oomycota; Saprolegniomycetes; Saprolegniales; Saprolegniaceae
Exons: 1
Coding region: 104-1222 (372 amino acids)
Molecular function (GO): protein binding
Source: RefSeq, a predicted model, not a curated record